Messenger RNA from Mollisia scopiformis, 928 nucleotides. RefSeq lists its product as uncharacterized. Lineage: Eukaryota; Fungi; Ascomycota; Leotiomycetes; Helotiales; Mollisiaceae. The transcript is spliced from 3 exons. The record is from RefSeq and is a predicted model, not a curated record. The coding region runs from base 274 to 792 and encodes 172 amino acids.
CGCUCUCGUGUCACUUUCCGCACUUCAAAUUCAAGAAAAGCACUUCAUGAUCAAUCGCAUUCUACUUUCCAAUCAAAUUUUACCUUCGGCAUGGCUUGCAGCAUCCCCUCUCGUUGCCUAACCUCUGUACUACCACACUUCACGCAUGACUCAUUCCCUUUCUUUCUUUUUCGACUUUGUCACGUUGUUUCGUGUCUGCUUCGUGUCGAUAUAUACUCCUGUGUCGCGUCCUGAAACCAGCAUUCUUUCCUGCCGUCGAAUUCUACAUCAACCAUGGGCACUCGCGGACUGCUUGGCUUUAUCAUAGUUGGCCAACGAUAUGCUUCUUACAAUCAAUCUGACUGCUAUCCCGAAGGCCUUGGAAAAGACAUCAUGAAUUUUCUUCUAAAGCUUACGCAUGAGGAUUGGGGGAAAAUGUUAGAGUUGGUGAAAGAAAUUAAGUGGGUAGAUCAAAAGGCCGAAGCUCCAGUCGAGCUCCAGGACAAAUACAUGAAGCUGGGCUAUCAUUUGACUGCUGAGAUGGCUGAAUCGAGAGAGGAGUACAUGAAGGAAGGCUAUAGCGUAUACGACGAGACGAGUGAUUGGUAUUCAUUGUUGAGGGCGGUGCAGGGCAGUAGAGCUCUUGAAGAGAUCUUGAAAGGAGAUCUGAAACAUAUGACGCAAAAUGUGGAGUUUCUCGAAGAUGGGGUAUGUUGCGAAUGGGCGUACUUUAUUAAUUUCGAGAAAAAAGCCUUGAGACUUGGGCAAAUGGACAGUUUCUGGACGAAAUUUGGCUUGAGUGGUUCAGUGUAGAUGAUGUUGAUGGAUAUAUGGAAAUUUGGAACUGGAUGGCACAUAGUGAGGAAGAUGGUGGUGAAGACAUGGUUGCUUAUCGCAACGAAGAUCAUGAGCAAAGUGGGAACCUUGAGGACGGAGUUGCAGAUCUGGA